Messenger RNA from Quercus lobata, 1347 nucleotides. Its product is annotated as F-box protein At5g07610-like. The record is from RefSeq and is a predicted model, not a curated record. The coding region runs from base 1 to 1347 and encodes 448 amino acids. Lineage: Eukaryota; Viridiplantae; Streptophyta; Magnoliopsida; Fagales; Fagaceae. Gene Ontology annotation, molecular function: protein binding. The transcript has 2 exons.
AUGGGUCUAAAUGCUUGUGGAUCGGUGUUGGCAGCAAAGAUCGGUGCUUGUGGAUCAACGAGAAUGGGUUUUGAUGUUGGCGGCGGAGAUCAAUGCUUAUGGGAAUCUGAAUUUCCUCUGAAUGAUCUCCCGGACUGUGUAUUGAUCGAAAUUCUGAUUCUGCUGCCGUUACCAUCUGUGGUGUUACAUUGCAAGUGGGUAUCAAAACGCUGGUUUUCUCUAAUCUCGAAUCCUUAUUUUGUUCGCCGUUUUAUUGCACAACACCACCAACAAAAACAACAGGAGGAACAGCCCUUUAUGUUGCUCAACCAUUUCUUUCAUUGCCCCUCACACAAACGUCUCCACAUAGCUAAUUCUUCUAACAAACCAGAAUUGAAAUCUAUUGCUGCUUAUCUACAAAGUCAAGACAGAGUUCAUAGUCGCAAUUAUCUUACUAAUUGGCUUAGAGCUUCGUGUAAUGACUUGCUCUUAUGUUUCCAUAAGGCUAAAGAUAGAGCAGUAAUUUACUCUGUCAUGAAUCCAAUCACUAGGCAAUGUCGUGCGCUCCCUCCUGUUCCUCGUCGUUUAUUAUUGAACCAGGUUGGGAUCAUCUGCACCUAUGACUACAAUAAUAGUAGUAGUAGUUUCAGGGUGGUGCUCAUUCCUAAUUUCAGUAACAAGUUAAAGGUAUUUAAGGUACACAUAUUCUCGUCUGACUCCAGUAAAUGGAGAGAGUCAGUGGUGUUGGUUCCAGACCAGGAGGGAUUUGAAUUCUCUUAUUGUCACUUCCCGGCUGUUCCCUAUAAAGGUUUGCUUUUUUGGUGUGGUAGGGGUGGCCGUCUUCUCGGGUUUGAUCCAUACAACAACGGCAGAUAUUGUCAUUCCUUUGUGAUUGAGGGGCCUGUAGAAUUGGCCAUAUAUAUUGAUUGCUUCGGAGUGUCUCAGGGCCGCCUGAGAAUAUCUCAGAUUGCAUUUCCAGGAUCACGUUUGGAAAUUUGGGAGCUCAACGACUAUGAUAUUGAUAACAAUGGAGGCCGAGGCAAAUGGUUCUUGAAGCACGAGGUGUAUAUCAACGAAAUGGUUUCAGAAAAAUGGCUCAUAAAAUAUGUAAACCAGAAUUAUGAUGCACUCUCCGUGCUAGCUUUUCAUCCCAAUGAUGGGGAUAUCGUGUAUUUGUUGAUAAAAUCGAAGGUUGUACUAUGCAACUUGCAGAGCAGAACCAUUGAAGUCUUUUGUGACAUUCCUCAAAUCGUCCCAUAUAAUGUCUUUACGCCCCUUGCCUUAACCUUUGUGCUACCAUCUUGGCCAACUCCCAUUCCAUCUUCUCCCUUACAGAAACAAGAUGCCAUUGCUGACUGCCCCCAAUAG